Messenger RNA from Sturnus vulgaris (Common starling), 1218 nucleotides. NCBI's taxonomy places the organism in Eukaryota, Metazoa, Chordata, Aves, Passeriformes, Sturnidae. The record is from RefSeq and is a predicted model, not a curated record.
AUGCUGCUGGGAACCAGGGAGAAGAUAUGGCUGCUUGUUGCUGUGACAUAUUGGUUUCAGGGAGUUACUUUUUCAGAAGAACUGAGAAGAAUGAAGAGAACUCUGGAUCCUGAAGCCUUUAUGAGUAUUAAAGAGCUCAUUACUUACAAAGGGUACCCCAGCGAGGAGUAUGAAGUGAUGACAGAAGAUGGUUAUAUCCUUACCAUUAACAGAAUCCCUUAUGGCACUCAGAAUCAAGGAAGCCCAGCUUCAAGACCUGCUGUGUUUCUCCAGCAUGGAUUAUUGGGAGAUGCUAGUAACUGGGUCACAAACCAGCCCAACAACAGCUUGGGCUUCCUACUAGCUGAUGCUGGAUUUGAUGUUUGGAUGGGAAAUAGUAGAGGGAAUCGCUGGUCAAGAAAACAUGAAAAGUAUUCCAUUGAUCAAGAUGAAUUCUGGGCUUUCAGUUUUGAUGAGAUGGCAAAGUUUGAUCUUCCAGCGGCAAUAAAUUUCAUUUUGGAGAAAACAGGACAGGAAAAGCUGUACUAUAUUGGCUAUUCACAAGGUACUACCAUUGCUUUCAUUGCAUUUUCAACAAUGCCAGAGCUGGCUCAAAAAAUCAAACUCUACUUUGCAUUGGCACCUGUCACUGCUAUCAAGUAUGCUAAAAGCCCAGCAACAAAACUCCUCUACCUUCCUGAAAAAAUGCUCAGGCGUAUGCUUGGCAACAGAGAAUUCCUUCCCCAGACUGAGUGUCUAACGAGGAUAAUAGCCCCUGUCUGCAGCCACCGAGCUUUUGCCAGGCUUUGUAGAAGUGUCUUCUUCAAUCUGGGUGGCUGUAACCUGAAAAACAUUGAUGUGAACCGAAUCAACGUGUACAUUGCCCAAACCUCUGCUGGAACUUCUGUGCAGAACAUAGUCCACUGGAGUCAGGAGGCCCGCUCGGGGAAGUUCCAAGCUUAUGACUGGGGCAGUUCAAAGAAGAACAUGGAAAAAUACCAACAGACUACUCCUCCUCUCUACAACAUAGAAGAGAUGACUGUACCAACUGCAGUAUGGACUGGGGGACAAGAUCAGCUCGCAGAUCCCAAGGAUGCAGCCAUUUUAUUGUCUAAAAUUAAGAAGCUUAGCUAUCACAAGAAGAUUCCUGAAUGGGCACACCUGGAUUUCAUCUGGGGAUUGGAUGCACCUUUGCGUGUGUACAAUGAAAUUAUUGACCUGAUGCAGAAGUAUCCUUAA